Molecule: messenger RNA, 1380 nt
Organism: Sphenostylis stenocarpa
Lineage: Eukaryota; Viridiplantae; Streptophyta; Magnoliopsida; Fabales; Fabaceae
Source: the annotation of a GenBank genome assembly
AUGGACUGUACUAAUGAGUUGGAAAUGCAAGAACCGAGCAUUGAGACGGAUAAGCUAAGCUACGAAAUCUUCUCCAUCCUCGAAAGCAAGUUCCUCUUCGGCUACGACGAUCCGAAGCUCUGGUUCCCCAAACAAAUACCCCCCAAGCCGGAAUCUCAAACCCCGGCGAACGUCACCGCCGCAGACGACGUCUCCGCCGUCAAGAACCAGCGCGGCAAGAUAUGCAUUCUCGCCAUCGACGGCGGCGGCAUGCGCGGGAUUCUCCCCGGAAAAGCCCUCGCUUACUUGGAAGCCGCUCUGAAGAAGAAAUCGGGCGACCAGAACGCCACCAUCGCGGACUACUUCGACGUGGCCGCCGGCGCCGGCGUAGGUGGCAUCUUUACAGCGAUGCUCUUCGCGACUAAGGACCACCGGAGGCCGAUUUUCGCCGCCGACGACACUUGGCGGUUUCUCGCAGAGAAAGGAAACAAGUUCUACCGCGCGGGCGGCGGCGGCGGGGGGUUCCUGAAGAGGUUGCUUUCCGGCGGGUCCGGUUCGGUGGCGACGGCGACGGCCGGUUUGGAGAAGGCUGUGAAGGAAGCGUUCACGGCGGAGAAGGGUGGGAGUUUGACGCUGAAGGACACGCUGAAACCGGUUUUGAUUCCGUGCUACGACUUAUCGAGUACGGCGCCGUUUUUGUUCUCACGUGCGGACGCGUUGGAAACGGAUAGCUUCGACUUCCGGUUAUGGGAGGUGUGUCGAGCAACUUCGGCCGAACCGGGUUUGUUCGAACCGGUUCAGAUGCGGUCCGUAGACGGUCAGACAAAGUGCGUAGCAGUGGACGGAGGGUUGGCGAUGAGUAACCCAACGGGCGCAGCAAUCACGCACGUGCUGCACAACAAGCAAGAGUUUCCGUUCGUGCGAGGCGUGGAGGACCUUCUGGUUCUGUCCCUCGGAACAGGUCAACUCUUGGAGGUGAGUUACGACUUUGACCGCGUCAAAAGAUGGAAGGCCAAGGAUUGGGCCCGGCCCAUGGCCCGCAUUUCUGGCGACGGCUCCUCCGACCUCGUCGACCAGGCCGUCGCCAUGGCCUUUGGUCAUAACCGCAGCACCAAUUACGCCCGCAUUCAGGCAAAUGGGUCGAGUAUGGGGCGUUGUGGACCCAAUGUGGAUACAGAUUCAAGUCCCGGCAACGUAAAGAUGCUGGUUGGAAUAGCAGAGGAGAUGUUGAAGCAAGAGAAUGUAGAGUCAGUGUUGUUUGGAGGAAAGAGAAUUGGGGAGCAGAGUAACUUCGAGAAACUUGACUGGUUUGCAGGAGAACUUGUCCAGGAGCAUCAGAGGAGGAGCUGCAGAAUAGCUCCCACUGUUGCUUUCAAGCAAGCUACCCCAAAAGCGACUUAG